Cimex lectularius (bed bug) is the source of this 11702-nucleotide messenger RNA. It is a transcript of the gene Dab, whose product is annotated as protein disabled. Bases 634 to 5571 code for a protein of 1645 amino acids. NCBI's taxonomy places the organism in Eukaryota, Metazoa, Arthropoda, Insecta, Hemiptera, Cimicidae. The record is from RefSeq and is a predicted model, not a curated record. The transcript is spliced from 7 exons.
AUAUUUAUUAUAUUCUUUGUUAAAGUGUGACGUCAUAUCCCGCGUGACGUCACAAUCGUGCUAGGAGUCGUUAUCGAUCGUCGAAUCGACCCGUAGUUCGCGUACCCCCCAAACGGAUCGAUCCCUGACCAUUUAGUAUUUUAUCACAACCUCAUUGCGUAAACGCGUUUCAUUCAAGUUUCGCAUCGGCGUAUUUGAGUUGCGCGAAGUGUUCCUGCGGCUGGAUCGCGACCCACCGCCCGUCACCGUCGCCGGCCCGCGUGAAAAAGAACCGGUAGAAAAUCGGACGACUGCCCCUCACCGCACGGAGCCUGAGGAUCAGCUGUUGUUUGUUGUUCGGACGAGGAUCGCCCGGCGGCAGCCCGACGCACGGACGUCGGCUCCAAGCCGUCAUGUUUUCCUUCCUCAACAGCUUCGUCUCCGUCCAGUGUUCGAACAUUAUUUAGAACGGGACGCCGAUCCGACUGAUGGCCCAAGUUGGACGAUGGUGAAAGGGAGCGACAGACGUCGAUUCUUUUGUUUGAGGGGUCCAUCGUCGACCAGAGGCAAGUGCACGUAAAUAACAUGUGAAAGUCACGGAUUUUAAUGGGAGAACGAAUCUGAAGACAAAUUUGAAGACAAAACGGAGGAGGAAUGUCUGAACUGAAAAGGUCGUCAUCUUCAGUAUCGAAAAAGCAAGGAAAGGAUGACGAAGAGAAAGACACCAGAGGAUUUUCUUAUUUUAAAAACUUAAUAACAACAACAACAACACUUGCCCGGAAAGAUAAAAAUGAGCCUGCACGAUUCUUGGGAGAUGGGGUAAGCUUUAAGGCGAAACUAAUUGGAAUCUUAGAAGUGAGCGAAGCGAGGGGAGACAGAAUGUGUCAGGAGGCUCUGGCAGAUCUGAAAAUGGCCAUCAGAGCAGCUGGCGAGCACAAACAGAGGAUUAACAUCAACAUAGCGAUUGACGGAUUACGUUUAAGAGAUGAAAAAACUGGGGAUUGUUUGUAUCAUCAUCCUGUCCACAAGAUAUCUUUCAUAGCUCAAGACAUGUCAGAUUCUAGAGCGUUUGGAUACAUAUUCGGAAGUCCCGAUACUGGACAUAGAUUCUUUGGUAUCAAGACCGAUAAAGCUGCCAGUCAGGUGGUAAUAACUAUGAGAGAUUUAUUUCAAGUUGUUUUUGAGUUAAAGAAGAAGGAAAUCGAAAUGGCCAAACAGCAUAUUGAACAACAUCAGAAAUUUACAACCACUUUAUUCUCGGACUCAACAAAUAAGACAUCCAUUGAACCAUUGAAAAUUCGGCCAAUCAACCAAUCGGAGGAACGAAGUAAAGACAACGCGAGCGCCGUUGAAAGAUCUGACAAUCCAGAGCAUAUAAUGGAUCUUCUUGACUUAGAACUUGAACUGAGUAAUAUCCAACAGGGUAUCAACCAAAUGGAUAGAAUAACGCCUUCAGACCCUUUUGGACCAGCUGCGACAAAUAAAGUUUCAACGGAUCCUUUCGGAGAUUCAUUUAAUCCACUGUCCAACAAAGCCAAACUUCCACCACCACCGGACACAGGAAAGAAAACAAAGUCGAACGAAAAGCACUGGUUUGAUCAAGAAACAGAAGCGUUAUUUGAAGAAACUGAAUUGCCGACUAGUUUAGCUUCAAUCCAGUCGAAUGCACCGACAAGUUUUCCUUUAACAACAAUAUCUGGAUCUCCCUUACCUUCAGAAGCAGCUGCAGAUGAUGCCAUGUUGAAAAAACUCGACCUCUCACCGUCACGUGAUCAAUUUGAUGUGUUCACUGACCUAGAUCCUCUUGGAACAGGACGAAGCAAACCGUACAUCGACAAGAAGGAUUUUUUUCAAGAUCUUAAAAAUCCGCCAAAGAAAGUGCUUAAAGAUCUAGUCACGGAGGUGCCUGUUGAAAAUAAGAAAACCCUUUUUCAUGGUAAUUUUGAAUGUGAUACACCUUCGGCUCAACAGAGUAGCAAAUCUGAGGAAGGAAAUGUUUCCAAAACGUCUGCUCCGGCUCAGUUGUUUUCUGAUCCGUUUCAAGACGAUCCUUUCGAUAAGGAUCCAUUUUCCGAAGUGGAUUUUUCCAAAUCUAUUUUCACCCCUUCAAGCAGCAGUGAUCCUUUUGAAAAGUUUGCCGAUUUCGCUUCGUUCCCUAAUCAAAUCGAGAAUAUCUAUGCAACUGUUGAAACUGUGAAACAGUCCACUUUCUCGGGUGAACUUUCGAAAUCGACUCCGUUAAAAGUUUCGCUCCCUCCGGAAAAGUUAGGUUCAAAUGAAUAUGCUUCUGUCAGCCCGAUACAGUCUAGGAAAGCUAGAGGGUACCAAAAAACAAACACAAUAGGUUGUGUGAUUUCAAAACCUCCUAGUCCAAAACAAAAAACUCGCUAUAAAAUGCUAUCUCAAACGUCAGAUGUUUAUGGCGAGAGGAACUCCCCGAUAAUGGAAGGUGUAACAAUCAAAUCGAGAAACACUUAUUUUACCACCCCUGAAAAACAGUACAAUGACAGUUCGGCGCCUGAACCUCCUCCUAGAUCUGCUCUCAAUUGUUUAAGCAUGAAGCCUCCUCCUCUGCCUCCUAAACGGAUUCCUUGUGCCAUCUCUUCAAGGCCUCCACCCCGGCCUCCUCAUUCUGAUUACGACUAUAUAGAAAAUUAUCAGACUACUCAUUUUACCAAUAUUAACAGCCCUCCUUUACCGGCGCCAGCGAGGAAACCAAAAAUUAUCGGAAAACCGAGUACAGAUACUGAAUACUAUUUACAGCCUUUUCCCCUCCUUCCACCGCCGAAGAAAAAGAGUGCUGCGAAGAACGUUUCUGCAACGAGUGAGAUUUACGCUUCUACUAAACUGAUUUCGAGUUCGACAGCUGCUGCUGUCACCAGUCCUCCCACUUUUACAACUACAACCGUGACCAGCACGGAAACGGUACCUUCUUCUUCGGCAGCUUCUGCUAAUAAAUCUUUAGAUAUUACUCUCAGUCAAUUAACAAAAACAGGGUUUAGCGAUCUUGCGGCUACCUUAAACAUGUCUCCCACAUCGCUUUCUAAAAUGACAUUACAGGAAUUGACAAAAUGUUUAGCCAAGCUUUCUAAUAAUGAUAAUCAAAAUAAAGAUUUAAAUUCACAAGCUGUUUUAAACAGCGAGUGUUAUUCUGUGGAUGAAGGGGCUCCCUUUAAAGCUGAAUUUGAAGCGCAUUUUACUUCAAACGAAUUUCCUAAGAAGGAAGAAGAAUCUCUUUUUGAUAAAUAUGCAGUUUUUAGAGAGCUCCUUGAAGAGGAGAAAAAGCAGUGUGAAGAAGUUAAUGAGGAAACACAAGUUGGCGACAAGGUUGAGACAAAUCAGUUCGAUGAAGUAGACGAGAGAAAAACGGGUGAGCCGACUAAGGUUGAAAAUGUUGAACCACCGUCAGAAGACAGAUAUGCAGCUCUCAGAGAUAUUUGUCUUGACGAAACGAUUGAAAAAUGUGAUGAUAAAUAUGAAGAUCUGAGUGAUAAGGAUGAUAGUAUUAUUGAGCCGUCAAGGCUGGAAGAAGACACCGAUCUUCUACCUCAGUCACGUCCUCAUAGUGAGAGUACAGAAUCUCCGACAGUCACUACAAAAGAACACCAAUCAAUUAUGGAAGCAACAAUAAUGGAAGAAGAUAUAAGCGCCCUGGAAGUCGAUGAGGAAGAUGUACCAGAAGAGUCUAUUGAUGAAACUCUCAAAGAACAACUCGAACCUGAUAGCGUAGUCGAUAAUUCUGUAAAUAGAGCAACAAUUAAUAAAGUAAAUGAUAAUAUCCAGUAUUCUCAUCCUGAAGGUGUCGCCGAGGCCAAAGGCAGUACAGAAAUAAAUUCUUCAUGGGCAAAAUUUGACAGUAACAACAUGCCGCUUGAAAGUGCAUCAAGUAUACACAGUGAAGGGCAUAUAUCGCCCUGGUCUACAGAGAGCAAAGAUAACGAUUUAUCGCCGGCUUGCAGAGAUAAGCGUAAACACCGAAAAGUAAGAAGGCAUAAACAAAACCAAUGGCAAGAGGACGAAGAAUCGGAAGAAGGGUGGGAUGGCCGAGUGGAACACAGCUCAUGGAGUCCAUCAUGGAGAGAAAACGGGUGGAGUGAUGGUGACUCGUUGUACAAUGAAACACACGGUUACAUCGAGCACGAUUAUCCAAGUCCAAGAAGAGGGCGAAGAAGACGCAUGUCUCCUUGGAAUUCUCGUGAGCAGUCCCCGUGGGAAGAAGACGACAGAGACUUGAGCGAAGAUCAAUGGGAAGGUUCUAGAUGGCAAGAUGAUGUAUGCCAAAGGCCAAAACAUAGGGGUCAAUCAUGGGAAGAUGAAAGGAGAAGGCAUUACGAAGAACCAAGGAAACCGAGAAACGUCAAAAUGUGGUCAAAUGAGCCUCACGCUUGGGAAGACGAUGAAAGGUAUCAAAAACGUAAUUACAUAGACAGAAGAAGAAGAAAAUGGGAUGAAGAUGUACAUAAUAGGAAUAGAAAUUGGAGAGAAAGAGACUGGGCUGAAGCUGGAAUGAAAAUGAGCAAUAGAUACUGUAAAGAAAGGAGUCACGAUUCGCACUGGGAUAGUGAAUACGGGGAGCAUGAUGAUGAAAGCUCGCAUUGGAACCAAAGGCCAAGAAGCUGUGAUAGGGGUAGAAGACAAUUUUCAGGUCAUCAUUCGUCUGAUAGCGAUUUUCCAGAUAGGAGAUACAUGAGGUCUCGAGAGGGCCAUUGCUCUGACUUAGAUUAUAGGCGAAAGGCACAAACAUUGCAACGUCAAAAGCAACGACGAAAGCACAGUCAAAAUUCACCGUUCGAAGAUGAUUUUUCAUCGCAAUUCAGCUUUUCUAAGGAGAGCCCUGGUGGGCCAGAUGCUUUUGACCCAGAAAUUAAAACAUCGCCCGUGCCAUUUGAGACUCAUAAAAAGCCAGGAUUCACCGACUCUUCCAGAGUAAAAGAUUUUUCACAAUAUCCGUCUCAUUCAAAUAUCCAUAGUCAACCCGAGUACCGCGAUAGUUCUGGAAACAAAAUUUCUCGCUCUUAUCAACAGUCACCGUUUGAAGACGACUUUACAAGCCCAGAUAAUAGAAGAUGUAGUGGUCGCAGCGCAUCCAGUGAUUUAAGCGAUCCUCGAGGUAGUGAUGAGAUUUUCCCUGGACAUCCCGAAUUGCCGAAACCUUCAAGAUCUGACGUCGCUAAACGCCCUAAAAGUGCAAAUCAAGCAGAAUCUCUAACCCGAAACACAAAAAGUUUUAAAUCCGUUCCCCCCCAACUUGAUUCGCACAAAGUCCCACAUCAAACCAAGACCGUCACUCAUCCUGAAUGCGAGAUGUCUGAUGUUAACAUUGCUCAAUGCAUGACUGAUAAAAAAGGAAACAAUUCUGAUUGUAAAGGUCGAAUUUCAAACUUAAAACGUUCUGAUUCAAGUUCCAGUCUGAGAAAAUCAGAAUCGGUGAAUAUUUUCGCUAGAAAUAACGAUCCUUUCGAUGAUGAUUUUUUCUGCGAAGAAAAUACCACUCUUCAUCGCAAUAAAGAUAAAUUAUCCAAAACAUUAGGGCAUGAAUCUAAAUGGGCGGAUUCUUUUAACGCUUUUAGUUUUGACGAAGAAACAAAAUGAUCCUACCUUGGAAAUUACGUUUAAAUAAGUAUAUAAUUGGGAAAACGAGUAUGACCUGACAAUUGAAUAGUACGGAUAGUAAGAUAAGGAUUAUUAAAAAAAAGUUUGUCGAUUAAAAUUGAAAAUAAAUCAAGAGAUUAUAUAACAAAGUACCAGAAGAUCUGUAUAUUAAGUGUGAUUAGGCAUGUUUUAACACUUGUACAUCGCGUGAAUAGCAAAGUUUAUACACAAUCAUUUAUAAGGCCCAUUUGUACGGCUUUUUAUAUGCAAUUUAUAAAUGGUUUAUACUUAUUUAUUCUUCGGUAUUAAAUGUAUAUAAAUACAUAAUAAUAAUAAUAAUAUAUGCAUUAAUUAUCUCUAAAUUGGAAAAGAUAAAAGAGAUUCCUAGUGUACAUAAUGUGUAAUUAUAACAAACCUACUAGAAAUAUUUUAGUAACAUUUAUAAAAAAAAUAAUAAUAAUCAUUUAUAUGCAAAUAAAAUUGUUAUUUAAUGACUGACUUAGUCUAAAUAGACUAAAAACCACCACUAUAUUCGCAUAUAGUGUCAUUAAUUAAUUGAGUUGUAUAUUUAAAAUAUGUAAACGCAUUGAACCAAUAUCUCAUUGGAAAAAUCUUUGUCUAUAGCGGUGUUUCUCAAACUGCAGGGCACAAUUAAAAUUGCAAAAUGAAAAUCAGAAUUUAAAACGUCCACGAUGAAUUUUUCAAGACGAUAUGUAAAUUGUUCAUUCGUGAAAAGUUAAAUUCUUUCGAUGGAAUAUUUCAUUUAUUCUAAGGGAAAAAAUUUUCUAUUGUAUAACUUGAAUGGUUCUGGUUUCUAAACGAAAUCUUUGUCAUUCUUAACCCCCCCCCCCAUUUUUAAUAUUUGGAAUAUCUAUGUCAAAUUGUGUAGUUUUUUGCAUUAGACGUUUAGAAAUAACUGUACUACUAAAGAAAAAAUGUGUUUUUUUUUUUUUUUUAUCAACCGAUGAAUAGAGCGGCAUUUAGUUUCAAUUCGGUCUUCGUCAGUUCUUACUUCCGCUUAAAAAGUUCGAAUCGACAAGUCCGAGCCUUUUUCUAGCAUUGUUGAGAAUUUAAUGGAACAUUCAGACUGAUUAACAAGUCAAAAACUAUUUUUUUCUUGGCUUUCAUCUUGUAUUUCAUAGUUUAUUUCUUCGGAAUCUUUUAAACCUUAAAUAUGUGUUGUAAUUAUUUUGCAUACUUUGAAUAAUUGACAUACUCUUUCCAAUAAAUAAUAAAAACCAGGAAGUACGUAAUAAAAAGGCACACAGUCAUUUUUAACAAUCUAAUCUGUAAAUCUAGUAACAUAAGUUUUUUUUUUUUUUCCAUAUACAUAUUAUUAGAUAUUACAAAUAUGAUCACAAAUCAUUUUUUUCACACAGUCACAGCAAUAACACUAAGGCCACCACUACAUCCAAUACUGGCACUCGGUGUGAGGAAUUUAAGGGCAAGAAGGUCUCGAGGAUAUCAGGUUCUCAGGAUGGGAAUGGGUGUAGAGAGGGCUUGAGCACUAGGGUUAGAAUGGAUCAAUAGGUUGGAGGGAAACUUUUGGAAUUUGGAAUGGAUCAGCUUGUUUACAGAAGGACUUUUGAGGUCAUUGUAAGGUUGGUGAUGUAGUGAAGAAUGCAUUGGAUGUUUGGAUGGCUUGGCAGAACAAUGUAUGUCCAAUAUGUUUGCAAUAAAGAUUUAAGGUUAGUUUACUGUUGACAGUCACAAUGUAUUUCAGUCCUAGAAGUCUUCGUAGCUGUCCAAGUCUUGUUGUGUGGGGAUUCGACGUCUGUUGUCUAGGUAUAGUCCUAUGUAUCUGACUUGAUUAGAAGUCUAUUUCUUUGUGUCCCCACUUUUAGCACCAGUCUUCGAUAAGCUCGAGGUGUUCAUGGAUGUUUAGAGGUCACUUGGAUAGAAUUCGGGUUGGUAAACAAAAUUUUAUCCGUACAGCCGCACAUGUUGCAUUCUAGAGCAUAACAACAGCUAGGUCAUUUUAGCCCAAGCAGUUUUUAAACCUAGACACACACUCUUAGAUAAAUUCUUUAUUUACAUUCCAUUCACUCAGGGUGGUGGAGUAAUUGAUACUCCAUAGCUUUUUACACCGAUCAUAACUAACCUAAUGGUCAAUGGGGUACUGAAUAUUCUGCCAUUAAUUAAAUGAACUCAGAAUAAAAAUUGCUUUUUAAAAAAUAUUUUUUUAUUGAAGUAACAACUGUUCAGACGUGGGGCUUACAGCAGAGAAUGAUUAACGGUUACAACAAUAAGCGCAUAGCGUGGGAAGGGUUUUUUAGAUUAGUUAUCAAAAGAAAUAUUGACAGCAGUGUCGGAUUACAGGAUCUUUCCCUCCUCAGGAUGAAAGUUGUCCUCAGCGUUCAACCGGUUUCUUCGGGUUCAAUUUCGAUGUUGUGAGAUGUUUGCUUAUCUCUUCUGCUUGGAGCUUAGUCAGCUCUGAUGAUAACUGCUGUUUUUCUAACAUUCUCUAUUCUUAAACAAUAGAUAACAUAUUACAAAGAGUGUCAUUACUAGUAAUAUUACAUACAUAAUUUUAUAAUGGUUAACUAGCAGUUGAACUAAUUCUUCCAAUGGGUCUACAUUAAUAUUGGAUUUAUGGAUUGUUUUAAAACUCACAAUUAGAUGUUUACAUACAACGGAUAUAUACUUUUUCAUAAUUGAUUCAAAAUAUGUAUAUGGUUUAACAAAGUUGUUUAGUGUUUCAUUUUUGUUUAAUAAUAUUAGUGCUUUUCUUGUAGAUGUACAAUAUUCGUAUUACUAUGAGUCUUAAUUGUUAAUUGUUAUUAUAAGAUAAAUAUUGAUUAAUGACAUUAACAUACUUAAUAAAUGAUUUUGGUUGAGGUAUGAUGUAAAAUUCACAAUUUUUUUGCAUCAUUUUCCUCUGAUAUUCCAUUUAUACAUGGAUAAUUUAAUCUAGACUUUUUUUACAAUAAUAAUUAUCUUUAGUAGUGUACGGUCUCCUGCAAGUAACCUCUCGUGUUUCACAAUAAGAGAAGGAUGGACAAUCGUGAUGAUUGUUUACCUUCAUAAUCAAUUGGGUACGAUAGGAAAAUAUAGGGAAUGUAAGGGUAAUCGGAUAAAAUAAGAAAUGAAGUCACUAUGAAUGGAGCAAUGUACUCUCCCUAUUUGCCAUAAAAUCUCUGGAUCCUUUGAUAUUAAUGAUACAUGAGUUUUUGAUGUUAAUUCCCUAAUUUCUUUAUGUGUUAUUAUACUGGAAUGGAUUACGUUUGUUUUACAAAAUUCCAAGCUAUCAGCUAUGUCGUUUAUUUUGUUAUAUAAUAAUGAUAGUGAUGUAAAUAGGAUUGUAUAUUUCUGGGUAAGUUCUAUUGUAUUCGUUGUGUUUUCGAAAUAUUUAAGAUGGUUAUGUAAUUUUACAUUAUUUUCUUGAACAAUUCUUAUCUCUUUAAUGAAUUCUUUAAUUAAACGUUUAUUUAAUGAUAGUUGCUUUUCUACGUUGUGUUCUAAAGUAUAUUCAUUUGUUUGAACUUUCAUUAAUAUUUCAUCAUAUUUUUCUUUGCCGUUAUGGUCCAUAUUUCCAGUUAGCCAAGGGAUUACAGUCCAUAAACCAUUAAUUAAAUCUCUUUUGAUUCUAAAAUUGUUAUUUCUGGUGUUCAGGUGAAUACGGCCUAGUUUGUUCUGUGUGUCUUCUAGGUAUGAUUUGAGUUUUUAUACUUGAUAGGUUUCUAUAAUUUUGGGGGUUUUGUUCAGUAAGAUCCGAAUGUUGUCUAAUUCGCCUUGAUAGAUGACAUAGUGCAGUAAUAUUGGCAGUGCAUUCGUACCCGAUCAAUCAGGUAGAUCAACAAAGACAGACAAACAAAACCCAAAAUAUUAACAACAGACACAUUUUUAACAAUUGUCUCUUAACAUUAUCUUUAUCAAAAUUAUUAAUAUCAUUUGGUUUAUAUUCAAAAAUUUCAUAUAUUUCCAUGGGCAUGGGACUAAUGGUCAUUAGCUCGUUGGAAUAGACAAUACAUCUACAUUUCUUAUUUUUAUUUUAACCAAACCUUCGUUAAUCCUAUAUUUUCCAUUGUCGAAGGGUUUUAUUAUCGUGAUUUUUGUGUUCGGCAUUGACCUAACAGGCAGCUCGACUAUGUUAGUCCCUUGUUUAAGCUUAAUUUUUCUUGGUUCAGUUUGAAACAAAUUUUUUUUUACCUUUUUCAUAUUCUAAUACAUUUUUAUCAAAAUUAACAUUGGCAUUAACACAACUUAAAGUUUCAUGUCCAAAUAAAAUAUCGUAUUUAUCCGAAAAAUUGAAUAGGUAUAUAUUUUUUUUUUUAUUAUUAGUAUAAAAUAUUUCCUCGAGAUCAAAUAGAACAUAUUCAGUUCCUUUAAUUUCUCUAGCCGGAGUCUUUACAAUGACUCUUCUCUUUAUAUAGUUAUCAAAGGGGAUUAAUGUAAUUUUUAAGUGAACCCGAAUCAAUAAAGCCGUCUUCUGUGUGAAUUAUCAACAAAAUGGGGAAGUGAUUUAUUAGUUGAUUUUAAUUCAAAUCCUUCCUUUGGGUUGUUGCCCAAGCCUAAAAAAAAUGAUCAAAUUUUUUUGUGAUGCUAUUAACCGAUUUUGAUAAUUGUUCUAUUUGCUUUUGUAAUUGUAAGUUUUCAGGAUUUUCAUUAUAAUGCAUUACUCAGUAAUAUCUACUUUUUGAAAUUUAUGAAAACUGUAUUUUGUGAGUCUACAUUUUGAAACUUUUUUUUUUAUUAAUUUUUUUUUUUAAUUGGGCUUUUGAUGAGGUUGGAAUUGCUGGUAUUGUUUAGACGAUGAAUAACGAUUGGGAAUGAGAAGGUCUGAAGUAUUCGUGCGUCGCAUCUAUUGGUACAUUUCAGUUAUUUUCUAAAGUCCAGUACAUUAGGCAAAACGAACUUACGAUUGGGAAUGUCGAAUUUAUUUUGAGAUCUAGGGGGAUAUUGCAGUUUCAGGAUGGCAUGUGGAACUUAUAUAGUUUGGUAUUUUCUUUUGUGAGGGGGUUUGUAAUUUGGUAUUUUAUAGUUAGUGUGUAUCGUAGUUGGUUGUCUGUCUGUUUUAUUUAUUAUGUUUAGGCUAGGGUUCAACUUUGUCAAGUCAAUACUACAGUUAUUAACUUACUUCUAGCUGUGUCUAAAUUUUCAGGUUGUAAAACCCACCAAGUGUUGGGUGAAUUCCAUGUAUCGAUGUUCUAACAUGUGUGGCAUCAAGUUGGUCAGUUAAGAUUCUGUAAAAACUGAUCUUGAUGCCAACUAUCCUAUACCUUAUGAUCACUAUCGUUUAUUGUCUAGUCGAUUUAAAAAUUAGUUGGGGGUGUUCUUAGUUGUUUGACUUCAUAACUGUUAUUUCUGCUGUUAGAACAGGAAUUGUUCUUUUGCCAGCAAAAUUCUUGUUUAGUGUUUUUAUUAGAUCAGUGAUAUGGGUAGCAUUGUUGUUCAAGAGUACUGCUUCUGCAGGGCCAUCUAACGGCACAUUCCAGCUCUGAAUAGAAGCCAGUGAUUCAAAUCUUUUUCGAGAAUUCGCACAAUAUGCGGUAUAAAUUUCCUGUAUUGUGCCAAUCAAAUUGGGCAAUUUGUACAUCGCACCAUCAUAACAUGGAUGGUUAUGGUAUUAGGAUAUCAGUAGGCAAACAUUUCGAUAGUUCAUUAUCAACUAUGUUUAAUGUGGAGGACAAAAUAUUUGAUCUAUUAUUAUGUGAAAAGGAAUCACUUACUGAAGGUUGAUCAACAGGUUAGGAGUCUUCUUCCUAUGAAGAUGAUGGGGAUGGUGCAGAUCUUUUGUAGUAAGGUGAUUUUGUCCAGCUGUUGUUGGGGUGUAUGACCAUGAGUUGCUCUGAAGUCCUCUAUUGUUGAACCCAGUGAAUUAAGAGUAAAAACUCAAAUUGCUUCUCCCCAGGAUUAAUCACUCAAGUUAAAGACAAUUGGUCUUUUCAAAAGAACUUUCGCCGGACCCUGUUCGGGUGCCAAUUAAAUACUCGGAAUAAAAAUUACUUUUUAAAAAAGAAUUUUUUAUUAAAACUACAACUGUUGACGGGGCUUACAGCAGAAAAUGAUUAAAGAUUAAAAUAAUAAAGGGAAGGGGUUUUUAGAUUAGUUAUCAAAAGACAUAUUGCCAGCAGUGUCGGAUUGCAGGUUCCUUUCUUGUAACUGUUGACCCUCUCACACUUUGCAUUUAC